Molecule: messenger RNA, 6265 nt
Organism: Syngnathus acus (greater pipefish)
Lineage: Eukaryota; Metazoa; Chordata; Actinopteri; Syngnathiformes; Syngnathidae
Gene: pxnb
Product: paxillin b
Exons: 14
Coding region: 1643-5176 (1177 amino acids)
Biological process (GO): substrate adhesion-dependent cell spreading; endothelial cell migration; transforming growth factor beta receptor signaling pathway
Source: RefSeq, a predicted model, not a curated record
UAAAUAUCAUCUAAGUCUGCUGGUCUAGGGUUUCAUCGCGGGUCCAUAAACAGGUGAGCUGUGCACCCUGGUGACCCAUCCCCAUGGCCCACGUGUUAAUAGAAAGGAUUAAACAGCUCUGCUUACACUCCACUCUUUGGUGCGCUCUGCGGUAAAUACACUGUUGUAGUAUUGACAACAUCAUCAUUAUUCUGGAAUUCAAAGUAUGCACGAGAUAGCGGGGCGCAUCCUGUAAUUUGACAUUUUCGGCAUGAAUGACUCUGCAUCCGUUUACAUUUGCCUCUUAUAGUUUUACUGUCAAGACAGGUGUGGGUAUGAAAUGAAAGGAUAGGUGCUAAUUAUACAUCUCCUUCUGAGCCCGAUUGCUUUCUUUCAGCACAUCGGACAAAAGGAAUGUGCGGAAUGCUGCAUCAACGUUCACAUCCAUCUGAUAAAAGCAAGACCGUAGGGCGGCGGAAACUCGUGUGGUGGUACAGGGACAAGAGUGGACAAGCCCCACUGCCACAAGAAUGUGUCGUGUAUCCACACACUGACAAUUGCUUAGCCCAAUCGGACACAGAUGUCGCAUUUGACUGGGCUCCGAGUCGCUGUAAUAGAUGUUUGACUGCUGCAUUCAAGUCAGUCAUAAACCUCUAGAUGACAUGUUUUCUCCAGAGACUGCACAAUGAACGAUUGAGUCAGUAUACUGUCGAAGCAGAAUUGGACUUUGUCCUCUGGCUUCAAGUCCCUAUUUUGGAAUGGAAAAGAUUAGUCUGUUGCUUGGCUUACAGGGCAUGUUUUCAAUCUAACUGCUUCUAUCGCUUUGUGAACCACACUUGGGGACAUAGACAAACACACACUGUCAUUCAGAGGCAACACUCGAGAUUGCCCUCUAGAGGGGAAAUCUUUCCCUUUAAAAAAAAGAGGAAAUCGUUUUACCCAAGAGUUAAGUGUUUAACUGAACACGUAUGCAAAUGACUUGACAACACAUAAAAGAAAAACAAUCGUAAUGCAAUUGCGAUCUUUUGUAUGUAAUCAUGCAGAACUGUAUUCACUUUCUCCCUUGUUUCUUGGAUGGUUAUCCUUCUCAUGCAAAUGGAAACUGCUGAGUCCACAUAGUCCAAAAUGUGGUUUCAGAAAGUGGCACAGUAUUUUCAAAAGCCUCAGGCAGUGGUGUUUCUUUGCCAGUGUGAGAAACCUUUCUAGGAACAGCUUACUCAAAAUAUUUGUUGACACUGAGUCAAUUUUUUUUUUCUACGAUGCAAGUGUUUACAGUUUGUAUAAAUCACACUGUCCAAGCCAACAUUGGUAUUUUUCCUUCCUGGAGGCUUUGUCUUUUAAGUGACAGUCAUCAUCAGCGGGUCCUUGUUCAGCAUGUCAGCGGCAGGUGCAGAUUAUUUUGAGAGGGCCGUGAUAUUUUAGCUCAUUUGCACAGACAUGAGCUACUCGCUGGGCUUAGUGCUUUAAAUAGGCAGGAGUCCCAUGUGGUUUAUGGUAAACCAGACAAAUUCAACACGUAUCCUCUGGGCAGGAUGCCAGGAUGCAUAUACAGUAUUGGUCACAACAUGUGUGUCCAUGACUUUUCUGGGAUUUGGAUCUGGUAAAUGAUUGCCAUUUAAAAUACUGUACAGUUUACAUUUGCCAAAAUCAUUUAGUAUCUUGGAUGAGAAGAUUAAAAAAAAUCUCAUUACUUUCACUGGAGGGAUACUGUCAGGCAAGUUUGGUGAGCAGACCCCUCCCUCAACCCUGCAGAAGUGUAUCAUUGCUCUUGUUCCCCUCACUAUCUUUGUCUACUUCACAAGAACACAUUGCUGUGGAUGGGCACAUACAACAGGUGCAGCAAGAAUACGCAUUACUGGCUGACCUGGAAUCAACCACGUCCCACAUUUCAAAAAGACCAGUGUUUUUACCAGAUGAGACCCCCUACUCUAUCCCGAGUGGGAAUUAUUGCCAGGAUCAAUCAGUUCCUCCUCCAGUCCCUCCUCCGCCCACAGUUGAAGCUCUGAAUGGUUCCCUGCAAGACCACUCCCACCACUCUUCUCAACAGUCUUUAGGUUCAGCCCAGAAGAGCUCAUGGUCGAGGGACAGUAGUGGCUCUCCGUCUCACAUUGAAGAAGACCACGUCUACAGCUUUCCAAACAAACAAAAGUCAUCAGACUCAUCAACAUCAGCCAUGACUUCUGCUCUGGGCAGCAACUUGUCUGAGCUUGACAGACUACUUCUGGAGCUUAAUGCGGUUCAGCAGAGCUCCCCUUCAUUCCCCACUACAGAAGAGAGACCCCCACCCCUACCAUCCACUAGCAUCACCCACUAUGAGAAUGGCAAUGCCCCUGACAUAAGAGUUAGCCCUCCGCCUCAGGAGGAGCCCAAGAAAAAUGGAACAAGGCAGGAUGAGGGCCGGCCCACAGUGGAGAGUCUUUUGGAUGAGCUGGAGGGCUCAGUGCCUUCAACCAGCCCCUCCCCUCGCCACAGUGAUAUGGACAGCCCCUCGCAACAGCAGGCACGGAUUUCAGCUUCAUGUGCCACAAGAGAGUUAGAUGAGCUGAUGGCCUCUUUGUCUGACUUCAAGCCCAGCUCUUCUUCCACCCCUCCUCAUCCUCCAGUCUCUACCUUCGUCACCCCAGUGGCUUCACCUUUCCUCAGUCUGUCCCACUCAUCUGCCUGUGCUUCUCCUAUGUUCUCUUUGCCUGCCGGUCUAGAACUCCACAUAGACGAGGACGGUGUAGACCGAGCCUCUUUGAAACGUCUCCCUUGUCACAGUCCAAUAUCAUCCCUUUCUGCAGCCAGUGAUCUCGACUCUGUCGCAGAUGUGCUUUCUGCGGUCCCACCAUCGCCAAACAAUUCGCUGCUUGUCCUCACCGUUUCCGGCAGAAACAACCAGCAGAGAAACAGUUCGAGCCCAUCCACUACUCCCUCGACGACUUCAGUAAACACAGUCUUGGACCACAAGACUUCCAAAUCACCUAGUCCAUCUGUGGAGCGCAUUUCACCCCUAGCAGCUGCAGCCUCACCCCUUCACUACCUCACCCCUCCUAUCUCUAUACCCAAGACUCCUUCACUUCUCCUUUGUACUUCCUCUGUGUCGCCUCCCCUCACCAAUAACUCCUUCACACCCUCCUCCUCGGUCUCUCCGACCAACAUUUCCUCAUAUACGACCAUCACGAGCUCUUCAAUUUCCAGUGGACAUCUGUUGCAGCCAGCACCUGCAGCCAAGAGCGCACUGCAUCAGUUGCCUGUUGAAGACCUCUCCCUGAAUGAAGCGCUCGACAAACUGCUAGAGAUGAGUUUCGCACAAAUUCACUCAGCGGCCGAAGUGAAGGAUCUGCAGCUGCACACGGAGGCGCACUAUCUCGGCAGAGGAGUCCCCGAGGUGCCGGAGGAAUUCAUCCUGCUCAUGGACAGAAACAGUGUGCAGCCCGACAUGUUCACCUGCACCGCUAACACCAUCACAGAUGAAUCAGUGGACGGAGGUACCGACACCAACGGAGAUCUGGACUGGGCUGAUGAGGAGCUGUCAGUGUCCUUACACGACGGACUAGAUGGCACCAUGACGCCGUACACCGAGAGGCUGUACACAGAUGGCAGCGUGACUCCACUGACGGAAGCUAGCUGGAUGGAUGAUUCCAUGACGCCGUCCACGUGUCCUGGGACGCCGGACGCUGCCUUGGAUCUGCCUUUGUUGCAGCCACCCAAUAUGGACAGAGUGUCUGCCUCAGGACACAUCAAAUCUGUGAUAAGGCGCACUAAGGAGACCCCCAAUGUGCACCCGAUGUAUCGAGACGGUCUCCUGCGCAGGAAAAUGGGCCCCGUCAUUGUCAACAAGAACUCUUCCCAGGACCGCCUCAUAGAGGAGCUUCAGGGCAAGUUUGGUAUCGCCCGCUCUGAGCGUCGAUGUAAACAGCCAGACGAGUGGAUGAUGGACGGGUUCGUUGUCACGUCCAAGCCUCAACGCUACCGCCCUGACGGAGCGCUCGGCGAGGUGGACAAGAUUGUAAUUUCCCCCGGGUCGCCUGCUCCCGUGAGACGGGUCCUCCCGCCUCAGUCACCUCCUGCUCCUCGUCCUCCUCCUAUCAUAGAAGACCCUAAACUCAUGCUCCCGGUGCAGCAACAUCCCGCUCCUUUACCUCCACCCCCUCCACCUCCCUCGCCCCCUCCUCACAUCCAAGCGCAAGACACAGCUCUACCUCAGCACAUAAUGACAGCUUCACAAGCACCACUGUCACCACCCGCUCAGGAACCACCAGUCCACAAACUAGAGCCCCCCAUGUCCAUUCAUAAAAGUCCAACCCACCCUUCACCACCAGUUGAACCCAAAGUCCUGGUAUCUGUCGGCUGCCAAACUGACUGUGACCCACUCUUCUCCUCGAUGGCUCAAGGGAAAGGGGUUUCUUCUGGCGCUCAGCAGACGCAGGUCAACAAGCUGGACAACAUGCUUGGGAGCCUGCAGUCGGACCUUAACAAACUGGGUGUGCAGACAGUGGCCAAAGGAGUUUGUGGUGCCUGCUUCAAGCCAAUUGUGGGGCAGUUGGUGACUGCCAUGGGGCGCACAUGGCAUCCUGAACACUUUGUGUGCACGCACUGUCAAGAGGAGAUUGGCUCCAGAAACUUUUUUGAGCGGGAAGGACAGCCCUACUGUGAGAGAGAUUACCAUAACCUGUUUUCUCCUCGAUGCCACUACUGCAAUGGGCCCAUACUAAAUCAAGUUGUAACUGCGCUGGAUCGAACAUGGCACCCCGAACAUUUCUUCUGCGCUCAGUGUGGAUGCUUCUUCGACCCAGACGGCUUCCAUGAAAAGGAUGGCAAGGCUUACUGCAGGAAGGAUUACUUUGACAUGUUUGCACCAAAAUGUGGUGGCUGCGCGAGAGCCAUCGUGGAGAACUACAUCUCGGCACUCAACUCGCUUUGGCACCCGGAGUGUUUUGUUUGCAGGGAGUGUUUCACGCCAUUUGUCAAUGGAAGUUUCUUUGAGCACGACGGCCAGCCCUACUGUGAAGUCCACUACCACGAGCGCCGCGGUUCUCUGUGCUCCGGCUGCCAGAAGCCCAUCACAGGUCGCUGUAUCACAGCUAUGGCCAAGAAGUUCCACCCGGAACACUUUGUCUGCGCCUUCUGCCUCAAGCAACUCAACAAAGGCACAUUUAAAGAGCAGAACGACAAACCCUACUGCCACGGCUGCUUUGUGAAGCUCUUUAGUUAAGGAGCGAGGCAGCUACUGCGCAGAAAAGUGUCCGUAGCAUCGCAGGCACUAGUCCAGACUGAUGUCAAUCAACGUAAGGUUGUGACCCUUUUCAAAUGUGUGUAUGCAUAGGCUAAACAUUAUUCAUCCUGCUUGGGAUUAAGUCUAUAAACUGUGCCCAAUAUUUCAUAACAAUGGAAAUGAAGGGUGAAAUAACGUUUGCAUGUUUUAACUUAUGACUUCAACUUUCCCUAAUAGUUUCUUUUCUUUCCAUUACAUUUGCUAGUUCAUUUACUUGUCAGGUGGCGAUGAAAGACUGAGGACUGAAGAAAUCAUAAAAUGUGCAUUUUUAACAUUCUCACUGGUUGAGUAUGUCCCUUUUAGGAUUUAUUUUUUAGUUAAAAUCAGACAAUUAGAGCAGGGAGCAGGUGACCUGCUAUUGUGCGAUUAACUGAUUUUCAACCAGCUUAUGAUGUUUUGUUUUAGUCUUUUAUUGUGUCAAAGUUGACGCAUUAAUGUAAGUGAAACAUCAACUGGAAAUUGGUUGAGUGAGCAAUUGGUUGUUUUGUGGCGUGUGUGAAGAUGUUUUCUUUUCACUCUGUGGAUUUAUUCAAUCAGCCACACAUUUUAGACUUGAUUUGUUUAUACCAGCAUGUUAGAAAACAUUUAUUUAAUGUACAGUACAUAAGAAGGACAUUUUUAGAGUAACGUCUUUCUAGACUUGAUCACAAUUCUAAUUGUUCCACAGUAAUUGCUGUUGUCUUGAGUAAGUAGAAAGCCAAAGCUAAAUGUUUCACUGCCAAAUCAUUCCUUGUUUUCACUGAUGAAAACAGUUUCACCAUUCAUUUCCUCAAAUUUUCACAGAUAUUACUGUUUAUAGUCAUUUCCAGCGUCUCCACCCUAUUACCGUACAAUUCAUUUUGUAAAUCUGCAAUUUUAGGCGAGGCACUGGGAUGCUUCCCAAGACUGUUUUUGAUAGCUACUCCCUACAAAGAUGGUGAUCAUUGGUUGGACUGUGAUGCUGGACUACUGUGUUCCUAUGUCAGAAUCGUUGGACGACAAGGACGCUAUAUGGCAUUGUAUUAUCAAACCAUUAAACUUGUAUCUGCA